UCGGGUUGGUAUUGUUGGGUGUUUUGUUCUCCCACUCCCCAGUAGGUGGGGUGGUUGUGUGUUGUUACAUUGUGGUAGUUCAGUUCCUAACAUGCAGUGUACCAAGUCUGUUCUCAUCGCUGUAACACUGCUGUUACUAUUGGCUCUACUGGCGUGCUCUCUCGUCUUCUACACUCAUAGUUCAGAUUCUUGCCCAGAAGGAGCGUUCCCCUGCCUGAACUCCUCUUUGUGUAUACCUCAACACUUCAUCUGCAAUCAUCAUGUGGACUGUCCACUGGCUGACGAUGAACACAUACUCAGAUGUGCUGAUGUGUAUGGGUACACUAAUGAGUUCAUUGGAAAUCUAAAGCGAAGCAACCUGUCAACAGAUUGUAAGUUGGCAUCGUACCCAGCGACUUGUGACUGUGGGGACGAGACGGCUCUAUGGUGCAAGGACAGAGGGUUGACUGACGUACCUCAGAAAGUAUCUCAGGAUGUAAGCAAAAUGAUUUUAGCAAACAACUCCAUAGUUCUAACACAAGACUCGUUCGCCAAGUUCUGCUGUAUUACUGUCAUACAUUUGGAAGGAAACAACCUGCAAACAAUACCUGACAAAGCGUUUAACAACCAAACAAGACUGAGAAACUUGUUACUACAGAGGAAUGAGCUGGUAUCUCUGCCACCAUGUUUAUUCUGUGGAUUGAAACAAUUGAGGUGGCUUUUCCUCCAUCACAACAAACUACAGUUUAUGAACAUGCACACUUGGCGGGACUUAGUCAAACUAAAAUGGCUUGAGUUGAUGCACAACCAAAUUACUUUGGAGCACGAGUCCUUCCCUUUCCUGCCGUCUUUAAAAAUGCUAAACCUUGCCCACAACAAUAUACAAACUAUACGGAACGACACUUUUUCUGAACUUCCCCAGCUUUCAGAAUUAGAUCUGAGACACAACUUGGUGCAGUACAUUCAAGAAAAUUCUUUCCAUAAACUGUGGAAUCUGGAUUAUUUGGAUUUGUCCCAUAACUGUCUUCAUGUUCUAGAUGAAAAGGUCUUUUCCUACCUACAAUCACUUGACAAACUAAUGUUGGGACACAACCCACUUCAGAAAGUUCCAGGCAAGUUGUUUGAUCCUCUUGGAAACUUAUCUUCUUUGGAUUUACAAGAUAUUGAAAUCGAGCACAUUGAUACAACAAUGUUUCAAAGGAUGGGAAAACUCGAUUUUGUGUACUUCAAACAAUAUUACUAUUGCACAUAUGCACCAAAUGUUCCUAAAUGCUCACCUAACUCUGAUGGUCUAUCUUCAUUUGAGAACUUACUAUCCAAACCCAUACAGCGUAUAACUGUUUGGUUGGUCGCGACGUUUACUUGCGUCGCAAAUAUUUUGGUGAUUUUGGGAAGAUUCACCGCUCGAGAUGAAAAUCAAGCUUUGAGUUUUGUCGUUCGGAAUCUAGCAGUAUCGGACCUUCUGAUGGGUGUAUACUUAGUGAUGAUUGCUUACAAGGAUCUCAGCUAUAGAGGGAGUUACAACAACCACGCUCACCAGUGGAUGUCUUCUGUUGCUUGUACGCUCAGCGGCAUCGCAGCUAUGGUCUCGUCUGAGGUUUCAGUUCUAAUCCUGGCGUUCCUGAGUCUGGAGAGGUUUUUGUUGAUCGCUGUCCCCUUCAGUGGCCAUCAGAAGUUAAACAUGUCAACAGCUACUUACUCGUUGGCUACCAUCUGGGCCGUAGGGAUCAUCGUAGCUGUGGCCCCAGUGCUACACGGGAAGAAUUCUACGAGAUUCUAUGGAACCAACGGGAUGUGUUUUCCGCUACACAUUGACAUACCGUUUCUGAUGGGAUGGCAGUACUCGGCUUUUGUCUUUCUUGGUGUCAACACAACAGUCAUGGUUCUGAUGGUGAUCGUUUACUCAGCCAUGUUCCAUAGUAUAGUCAAGACCCGCACUGCCACCACCAUCAGUCUGGGGGAUUCAGAAUUCGCUGUUCGUUUUUUCCUCAUCGUGUUGACCGAUGCCCUCUGUUGGGCUCCGAUAACUGUCAUAAAAAUUCUCGCUUUAUGUAGAGUUCACAUUCCAGGUUCGCUGUAUGCUUGGGUCGUAGUGUUUGUUCUGCCAGUCAACUCUGCCAUCAACCCCUUACUGUAUACCUUCACAACCCCCAAGUAUUGCAAGAUCAUCAAGAACCUUGGGGGCAUCAUUACUAGGCGGAGUCUGUAUAGUUCCAGGAAGCAUUUAAGUGCUGACACAGAAUCAUCGAUGGUAUCCAACAAACGUAACGCCGUUUGUCUCUCGUCAGUAGAGAGAAAGAGUUCUGGCGAACGGAAGGAAAGCGACUCUACAGUGAAGCAGCUGCAAACAUCCAAACUUGAGACUUAUGCUGAAGAGGCACUUUAAAUGUGUCUUGAAAGUUGAAUACACAAUAUCAAUGUUCCAGCAAACUUAGAUUAUAGAAUAUGUUUUAAGAUUGUUUAUGUAACCCUGGAUAUAUCAAGGAAGAAGGUUACACAAUUAACUUACCUAAGAAAAGAGUUUCAGUUGAAAGCUCACAAAAGUUCACACACCUACUUUUACUUAUUUCUUCUGAAGAAGCCCCUUGAAUGGCUGGAAUGUCCAGUUAGUUUUAUCAUGAACUUUUUUUGUGCUGGCAAUUGCUUGGAACUCUUUCCUUAGGUAUUGUAUAUCCAUCCCUUCUCUACUCCUAAGCCAAUUGCUUUUUCAUAAAAAAAAAAACUAACUGAUAAAACCGUGAGUAACAUUAUUUUAAUGACAUUUUUUAUUUGUUAAACAUGUUGUACAGAUUACUUACUUACUUACUCCUGUGGCCAUUGGAAACCUAGGUGGUUUAUGGCCUCACCAACCAUGUGCCUCCAAGCUCUUCUAUCCUCUGCCAGCUCCAAGUCUGCUCCCAUUCCUCUCAAGUCCUUCGUCACCUCAUCAACCCAUCGCAUUCUUGGUCUACCUAAUGGUCUCCUUCCUUCUGGUAUACCUCUGAGUACCAUCUUUACCAUCUCUCUCUCACUUCUACGGUUGAUGUUGUACAGAUUCUUAGACACAAUUGUAUUAUUAUUACCCUGUUGUGUUAGUGGUGAUUGAAAUACAUUCAGUUGUAUUAACCAUGGCCAGUGGUUUUGGUAAAAGUAAGUUUAUGUACGGAUUUUUAAACACAAUUUUAUUAUUUGUUGUGUUUACGGUGAUUGAGAUACAUUUAGCUCAAGUAUAAGUUACCUAGCCAGUGGUUUUAGUAAUAGCAAGUUUUGUCAUAUGUGAUAUAUUAAUCCUAACAUUUCCUUUUUACUCUAAAAUAAGGUUUGCAAUGUUUUGUUAUCAAAAUUGUAGACAUUGACAGUAAUGAACUAUUAUCAAUGUGAUUGUAAAAUUGUAAAAAUAAAAACCAC
This is a messenger RNA of Macrosteles quadrilineatus (aster leafhopper), 3366 nucleotides long. Its product is annotated as relaxin receptor 2-like. The record is from RefSeq and is a predicted model, not a curated record. Gene Ontology annotation, biological process: G protein-coupled receptor signaling pathway. Gene Ontology annotation, cellular component: membrane. The coding region runs from base 92 to 2365 and encodes 757 amino acids. Gene Ontology annotation, molecular function: G protein-coupled receptor activity; protein binding. NCBI's taxonomy places the organism in Eukaryota, Metazoa, Arthropoda, Insecta, Hemiptera, Cicadellidae. The transcript is spliced from 21 exons.